AUGAAAUUAUUUCAAUUAUUACUAUUGGUUUUAACCAUUUCAUCAUUUAUCAUUUCAAAUAAUGGCCUUGUUGAAUCACACCAAGGAAGAAUGCACAGAGGUAGUGGCGAACGUCAUCAUCGUGCUGGUGGAAAUCAACAACAACCACAACCACCAUCAGAACAACAAGUAGAAAGUUCAUACAAUAGUAAUGAUGAUGGUUCAUCAAAUAGUUGGUGGUCAGCAACUAGUUGGUAUGGAGCAGGCACAACCAGUUGGUAUUCAGGAGGUACAACCAGUAACCCAGUAGGCACAACUACUUGGUAUUCAGGAGGCACAACCAGUAACCCAGUAGGCACAACUAGUUGGUAUUCAGGUGGUUUUGGUACGUACGAUAGUGAUUCAUCAUCAUUCUCAUAUGAAAACUCUUCAAAUGAAACCAUCGUAAUUUAUAUCAAUCCAGUAACUUUGGUUUUUACAUUGGUCUUAUUACUUACUUUUAUCGUUCUCACAAUUACCCAAUCAUUAAGAAAAUAUUAA
Molecule: messenger RNA, 519 nt
Organism: Dictyostelium discoideum AX4
Lineage: Eukaryota; Evosea; Eumycetozoa; Dictyosteliales; Dictyosteliaceae
Exons: 1
Coding region: 1-519 (172 amino acids)
Cellular component (GO): membrane
Source: RefSeq, a predicted model, not a curated record